Molecule: messenger RNA, 1369 nt
Organism: Pteronotus mesoamericanus
Lineage: Eukaryota; Metazoa; Chordata; Mammalia; Chiroptera; Mormoopidae
Gene: TASL
Product: TLR adaptor interacting with endolysosomal SLC15A4
Exons: 1
Coding region: 1-894 (297 amino acids)
Biological process (GO): regulation of toll-like receptor signaling pathway
Source: RefSeq, a predicted model, not a curated record
AUGCUGUCAGAAGGGUACCUCAGUGGACUUGCCUACCGUAAUGACAUCUCCUGGAGCUACGCAUCUUAUAAUGAGAAGGUGGCUGAGGAAAAGGAGGAAGAAACGAAAUCUGCUUCUCUUUCCUCUUCCUCUGUGGAUGAAACACAAGCUGGAAGUCUCUACCUGAGCUGCAAAUCCUCUGGCAAGUUCCUUUCUUCAGUGCAUUCAAGAGAGAGUCAACACAGUAGGAACCAGAGAAAGACAGUGCUAGAGACAAACCCCAAUCCUGUGUUUGAGAGCCCAAACUUGGCUGCAGUGGAAAUAUGUAGAGAUUCCAGCAGAGAGACCUACUUGGUUCCCCCUUCCUGCAAAAGUAUUUGCAAGAAUUAUAAUGACUUACAUAUUGCAGGGGGCCAGGUGAUGGCCAUUAAUUCAGAGACAAUAGAUUUUCCCUCCGAGGCCAGUUUUGAAUAUGGCCCUCUGCUGAAAUCAUCUGAGAUUUCUUUGCCGAUGGAUGAUUCCAUUUCUACUCAGCUCAGUGACUUUCCCCAAAAACCUAUCCAGCGGUAUUCAUCCUACUGGAGAAUAACCAGCAUCAAGGAGAAAAGCAGCCUGCAAAUACAGAAGCCUAUUUCUAAUGCUGUGCUGAAUGAAUACCUGGAACAGAAGCUGGUGGAGUUAUAUAAGCAGUACAUUAUGGACACUGUGUUUCAUGACAAUUCCCCUACCCAGAUUCUGGCAUCUGAACUCAUUAUGACAAGUGUGGACCAAAUUAGUCUCCAAGUGUCUAGAGAGAAGAACCUGGAGGCCUCAAAAGCCAAGGAUAUAGUCAUUAACCGCCUAUUACAGUUGGCGUCCACUGAAAUCAGCACUCCUAGUCUCCAUAUUUCACAGUAUAGCAAUGUGAAUCCAUAGAGAGGAUUGCUUCCAUUCUUCUUUCUCAGCUACUUACAGCUAAAACAACGCUUCAUUCAUUUAUUCUGAGAAUGUGGAGGAGGGGUUUGGGAAGGAGUCCAGAGCUAGAGAGGUAAAUGUUGGCUGGAGGUCAGGUGUGAAUUAAGAGGAAAUCUCAUAAUAAUAUACAUGGUGAAAGAAUGUGGGAAGAGGCACUAUAAAGAAUGAGUUCAAAGUGAGGAUUGUAUAGCAAUGAAGCAAAAAAUAAAAAUGAUCCCAAAAAAGCAAAGAUAGGAUUCAUUUCAAAGAGUAUAGAAAUUGAAAAAGAAGACAAGCCAAAGAAGAAGAACACGCAUUAUUGCAAAAGUAAAAAGCCAAAGGUUUCAGGGUAACAAGUUAAGGAUAUGCUUAUUACUCAAAUAAAUUCCUCCAAGUUGAUUUUUUCAUGAGAGAAAUGAACUGUGGAAGGCUGAUAUAUUUGAAUAAAGAGACAGGU